UUAAACGCCGCUAAAUUAGUGUUUUUCCAAUGCCUCAGGAGAGUGAAACUGUCAGUACAAGUUAAUAACUUAGAAGGCUUUCUAAAAGUGGCUUGUCGUUGUAGUUUUGAUUUUUUUUAUCAAGUUUUAGAGAGAGUUWAUCGACUGACCCGUGAGAUUUUCUUGUCUCAGGAAAAUUAUCUCCAGUGUUUCCGUUUAAAAGGUUUUUUUGCACGGCAGGUUUGUUAUAAUUCUAAUCCCUAUGAAUUUUGUUUUUUUUCUUAGUUCUCGGCGAAGACCUUCACCUGGUUAAUGGCGUUCUUUUUUAAUUCUAUGUUUCCACUAUUGUACAUAUUUACAGAACGACAAUCUUGAUUCAACACUCGURUAACUGUCCUGCUUAUUGAGUGGCUACAAGUCUCUGCUCGAUGUCUAACAAUUCUCAGAACUAUCUCUCACUUGUUGAUCCCGAUUGUUACGGCGACCUAAAGCCACAUAUAUCCAUUCUUCUCACGAUUUUAAACGUUKUAUUUGGACUACUAGCAUCAACUGGUAACUUAGUUGUUUUACUGGCUAUUUACAACACACCAUCCUUACAAAAUGUAUCAAACUACUUCCUGGCUUCAGUAGCAUUAGCUGACUUUGUGACUGGCUUACUGGUUCAUCCCAUGUUAGCUGUAAGGUGUUACAAAAACUACUGGUUUAGCGAGAAUCCGUUUGCAAAGGCCGCGGACAUUAUGAUGUUACAGACUUUUACUGCAACUAGUUUUGGACUUUGUGCUAUAGCCCUUGACAGAUACUUCGCAAUCACCGCAACACUUCGCUACCAAUGGCUAAUGACCAAUCGUGUUUGCAUCAUAUCAACGGUGUGUAUAUGGACUAUAUCAAUCAGCUAUCCCUUCAUUCGCUUCGUCACCACAGAUAUCUACAAACUGCCCAAGUUUUGGCUCCUUACGUGCAUGAUUUCAAUAGGAAUACCCUUCUUAGUCAUCGCCUACUGCUACAUCCGGGUAUUCCAAGUCGCACGAGAACAAAAGAGAAAAAUCGCCGCGCAAAGUAUCAAUGCACAGAGAGCCAUAAGUGUUGCUAAGCAGCACAAGGGAGCAAAGACGGUUGCUAUAGUAAUAGGCAAUGUGCUUUUGUUUUGGUGUCCAUCUGUGGUAAUAUCGAUUGUUCAGGUUAUGGGGAAUCGUUGUGUCCAGACAAGGAUAAUGAAAGCUUGGUUUUGGGGAUUGUUUUUUGCGCUGGCGAACAGUACUGUGAAUCCGUGGAUUUAUGGCGCAAGAAUGCGCGAYUUUAGGAAAGCAAUGAAAAAGAUUAUUUUCUUCUGGAGAUAAAUAUUGACAUCAAAUUAAGAAUGUCUUCCACAGUUCACUCUAUAACGUAGCAGACCCGGUGAUCAAUCAUUCAAAUUGCGACAAAGUACGACCUAUUACGCAUGCUCGUAUAUGUUCUCUGGGACUAUACCACAUGGCUCAGUGCCUCAGAGCAUCCUGCAUUGAAGAUUGUUUUGGAUAUCCUUGGUGUUCACAGAGUUAAUGCUAAGUGUAAUUCACGCUUGGACACUUGGAAAAAAUUAGAUGUUGGUCGAUAGUUGACUAACUUACUGUGUAACUCUUUCAAGUUUUGGACAAAGCAUAAAACCMAUUAAACUGUAACAGUGAUAUUACAUUUAAGGUGUGUUUACAGCCUUUUGCAAAAAUUAUGAGAAUUGUUGAAAUAUCUAAAUAUCAUAAUAUCAAGUGCAUGAUCCCGCGCGAUGCCCUUAGUCCCUUGUCUUUGUUGUUUAGUUUUUUUUG
Messenger RNA from Exaiptasia diaphana, 1778 nucleotides. Its product is annotated as trace amine-associated receptor 9-like. The record is from RefSeq and is a predicted model, not a curated record. Gene Ontology annotation, cellular component: membrane. Gene Ontology annotation, biological process: G protein-coupled receptor signaling pathway. The coding region runs from base 408 to 1316 and encodes 302 amino acids. The transcript is spliced from 2 exons. Gene Ontology annotation, molecular function: G protein-coupled receptor activity. NCBI's taxonomy places the organism in Eukaryota, Metazoa, Cnidaria, Anthozoa, Actiniaria, Aiptasiidae.